AGCACCAGGUGACUGCUGUGGUAACCUUGUGGUAUCUUGAUGUUCUUGUUAUUCCGCAGGUGGUGGUAUUCAUUUAUUAUUUUUAUUGUGGUAGUAACCAGCAGCUCCAGUCAGGAUCAGGGCCCCAGGGUGCCAGGCCUUGCACAGCCACAGCCACACCCUCAAAAGACAGUCCCUGCCCUAAAGAAUUUACAGUAUUACACGCCAAUCCUCCGAAGCUUUAUGCCUGUGCUUAACUUUAUGCAUUGUGAAUAGUCAAUGGAAUUACUGCACAUGCCUAGGUCUUAGUAGGGUCAGGGUCAUAGCAGAAGAGUCAGAAAUUAAAUCUUUGUUGAAAGCAACAUACAGUCAGGCUAAAAUCAUAUUUCAAAGAAACAGAGCGAGGAGUUCCUUCCUCUGGUUACUAAUGACACUUAAAAUGAUUGAAACCAAAAAAAAUCUAAUUUACUUCUGUCUAUCGUUUUGGUUAUUUUUACGUUUUGUAUUUAGACCAUGAAAAUAGACCAGUUGCUUUAAUGUUUUGGUUCUUCUGUAUUAACCCAUGAAACAAUGCAGGGAAUUUUUUUUUUUUUUUAAUUUUAAAAAAAUUGUUUGAAUUUAAAGGGGCAUGACCUAGAUAGGAGCCAAACUUUUAAAAUGUGUAAGGAGUGGGGGAAGCCCUCCAGUUUUUCUAAAAACCUAAGACCAACAUGGCUUGUACAAAUUAAAAGGGAAAAAAUCCAGUGAAAACAGUUGCUUCUAAACAAAUACACCUCUACCCCGCUAUAACGUGACCCGAUAUAAUACGAAUUCGGAUAUAACGCGGUAAAGCAGUGCGCGGGGGGGCAGGGCUGCGCACUCUGGUGGAUCAAAGCAAGUUCGAUAUAACGCGGUUUCACCUAUAACGCAGUAAGAUUUUUUGGCUCCCAAGGACAGCGUUAUAUCAGGGUAGAGGUGUAGAUACUUCUCUGCAGAGAUUCCAACUCUACCCCACAGAGAACCUGACAGUGAAAUUGACUAAACAAUAGUAGAGGUGACUUUGUUGAUUCCCAUUGUCUACACUGGGAGAAAUGCAAAAAGUAAACAAAGAAACUAAAUAGUGAUGACUUAAAUCAGAUCCUUACAAUCCUUUCAUUUUUAAAAAGCUUACGCUGUUUAGGUUCUUAUAUCAUGCUCAGCAGUACGAAAUCCGAGCACCUAAUGUGUUACUAGUAACAGCAAAAAGUGUUUUGUUUGCAACAUUAUGAUUUUUUAAGUUCAGUGUAGUUAAUGGUUUUUGAAACGCCUAUGGAGUGUUUCUGUUUAUAGCAGGUGUUGAGAACACUUCUGAAAAAACAGAACCAAGACUCCCUGAUCAUUGUGUCUAACUAUUCUAUUGAUUAAAAUUAGGCCACAUCUAAAUUAGGAAAUAUUGUUAGAUUUUAAAACAUAUUAGUCAAUGUGUUUUAACUAAUACGAAUUUUAAAUAGGGCUUUGGUCCUAGCGUAGACAGGACAACUCGUGUUUAAAAACAUGUUACCUGGUCAUGGUUAACCCUCAACUCCCCUUAUUUAUCCGAGUCUACCCUUCGUGAGACCUUCUCGCUAGGUUUGUGUGAAAAAGAUUUUUCAGUUCACUGGCAGUUUUUAAAAAAAAUGUUUUGGGUCAAACUGAAGACUUUUUUUCAGCAAAUUUAAAAGUAAAAUUAAUUUGUUUCAGGUCAAACAAAUCAUUUUGUUUUGACAAAACUGAAACAUUGUUUUGAUUGACCAUUUUUAAACAUUGUUGAUUGUUUUGAAUAAAAUUAAAGGACACUUUGAAACAAAAAGUUGUUUCAAACUGAAACACUUUGAAAAUAUUGAAACAAAAGUAUUUUGAUUUUUUUCCAGAAUUGUUUAAUGUUUUUUUUCCAAUCCAAAACAAUCGGCUGAAACCAACACGAAUUCGCUAAAUGUUUUGGUGUCACCGAAUCGUCAUUUUUUGCCCAGCUCUAUAUCUGAUGCUCUCCUUCCAGAAACCUGUAACUGAUCCGUGUUUGAACAUCUGUCUGAUUUCAGGGAGAAAAGAAGAAUCCAUCUCUGGUGCUUGAGACUAACGGAUAUUCUGGAUAAUCUCUGAAUAGAAGAGCACAAUGCCUUUCUUGCAUGGCUUCCGCAGGAUCAUUUUUGAGUAUCAGCCGUUGGUAGAUGAGAUCUUGGGAUGUUUGGGGAUACAGGAUCCUGAAAAGCAGGAAACUCUAGAGAGCUGCCUAGCUGAAGACAGCAGCAAAUUCUCGGUCCUCAACAAGCUGUUGGAGAGAGAGACCCAGUCCCCGUUCUACCAAGAAGGCGUGAGCUACUCCUUGCUGAAGGUAGCUGAACUCGGGCUGGUGCCUGCAGCUGAAAUCCUCCUGCAGAACGGGGCCAAUCUUAUCUUUGAAGAUCCCGUCACCUAUUACACUGCUCUGCACAUCGCUGUUCUCCGAAACCAGCCGGACAUGGUGGAGCUGCUAGUGCGCCGCGGGGCGGACAUUAACCGGAGAGAUCGGAUUCACGAGAGCAGCCCCCUGGACCUCGCCAGUGAGGAGCCCGAGCGGCUGCCAUGUUUGCGGCAUCUCCUGGAACUUGGUGCCGACGUCAACGCAGCUGACAAAAAUGGAAAGACAGCUUUGCUGCAUGCCCUGGGCAGCAGUGAUGGAGUUCAGAUCCACAACACCGAAAACAUCCGGCUCCUGUUGGAAGGAGGAGCAGACGUGAAGGCCACCACGAAAGAUGGCGACACCGUCUUCACCUGCAUCAUCUUCCUGCUUGGUGAGACAGUGGGCGGGGACAAAGAGGAGGUGCGAAUGAUCAACCGCUUCUGCUUCCGGGUCACCCAGCUGCUGAUGGCCCAUGGCGCUGACCCCAGCGAGUGCCCAGCCCACGAGUCCCUCACGCACAUCUGCCUCAAGAGCUUCAAGCUCCACUUCCCCCUCCUGCGCUUCCUGCUGGAGUCUGGGGCCUCCUACAAUUGCUCCCUCCACGGCCCCUCGUGCUGGUCAGGCUUUCACAUAGUCUUUGAGAGGCUGUGCUCUCACCUCAGCAGCUCAGAAGACGACAGCUUCUCCGCUGACCUCCUGCAGAAAGCAGAAACUGUCCUAGAGCUCAUGGUGGCCAGCUCGCAGAUCCCCAAACUGCCCAGCAACUUUGACAUCAACUCCACCAGCUGCAGGUUCCAGGGGGAGAAGAUCAAGGCCCUUUUCUACUCCCUGAAGCAGCUGCAGCACUCACCGCAGGCCCUGAAACAUCUCUGCAGGGUGUACAUCCGGCAGCGCCUCAAACCGUGGCCAGUGGAUGUGAAGAUCAAGGCACUUCCUCUUCCCGACAGGCUAAAGUGGUAUCUCCUCAUAGACCACGGCAACGCCAGUGAGGAGGACAUCUGAGCCAGGCAGGGGGAAGACCUGGAAUCCUCACUCCAGUCCCUCCCCAAACACUCUGGUGACUUGGUUUCCCCACCUGGAAGAGCAAGAGGUUCCUUAUGGUCCAGACCAGCUUCCUCCACUGCCAGCCAGUGCUUUGUUUGAUCACGCUGUCCACAAAUACCGCUGCAGGGCCGGUGCACUUAGGCGCCGCAUGGGCCUGGCUUCUCUGGGAAGGGACACCCCCAACAGCAUGUUACCUGAAUCCCAAUGAAGUGUGAUUCGGGGUGGGAGGGUAGAGGGAUAAGUGGGUUGGGCUGGUGAUCUGGACUUUGUGCCUUUACAAGUGAUGAGUGCUGGUAGAAAGGCUGCUUUGCAUGGACGUACAGGAAACGCCUGCCUGGAGUUGGGACCAUGAGCCCGGUCUGAGGAGCAGAAACCAGAGUAGAGACUCAGGCGAUGCUCCCCCUAGGUUGUCCCACUGCAUGUGCCAUGCUGUUUGAAUAAGGCCGAGGAACAACCCUUCCCCCUCUCCCUUAUCCGCCCGCCAGUCUCCGGCCGCGCACUGAGUGCGGGAAUGGCUGAAGCGGUGUCUUAGACGAAUGGCUGCUUCUAACGCUGCUGCCUCUGGGGAGUGCGGCCUGGGCAGGAAGAAGCCUCAGGCAGCUAAGGGAAAACGUUCAGCGAGCGCCUCCUCCUCCCGUCUCCUCGGGAAGCUAUGCGGGAGGUUUCCCCUCAGGCCAGGCCCAAGUGCAGGCGGUGCUGGCCGAGGGAUUGAUGGCCUUUCGCCAGCCCCCUCUGCGCAGAGCCUUGAGCAGGCUUGGCUCUCCCAACACUUGGAAAGCAGGAGAUGUGGCUCUUUGCAGCAUGGGCCACAUGCCAGAGGAGCAACUAAAUUCACACAGGAUUUCCAAGAGCCAUAUCAAUGUCGACACACUCCUCUCGCAACAGCUUGUCCACCUGUUGUACCACCUGCCAGGACUAAACGAAGAGCAGAGAGGUUAGCAUUCUCGUCUCUCUUUCCCCCAGGCAUCUGCCAAGCACUUGGGGUAAAGGCUGGUGCCCCUGUGAGCCGGGUGGGCCUUGGGCUCAGAGAAACAUUUACAAAUGAGAGGGAAGCGGCAGGGCUGGGCGCAGCACCUGAAUCUCUAGCUCAGGGCUUUGCAAUCUGCUGAUACUGCAAGUGGAGGGCGGCACCUUUGUGGCAAGAGGAAACGAUUGGCUUGUGAAAUGAAGUGCUCAGGGGCUAUUGGAGGAGAUAGUAGGAACAGUGCUAACAUGGGGCCUGGUUGUGGAUUCCCAGGCCAGGCCAUCCUUUCAGCUUAGACUAGCAGCAAGUUAUUCCCGGCUCCUAUAGUUGUGGGGUUUCUAGUGCAGCUCUCCACGCUGCUGCCUGCGCCACUCAGUGCCUUGGGUGUGGUGGACAAGUCUACUAGAGCAGAGGAGCCCCUAACCUUGUUUCCAGCCUAGGCUUCACUGACCUUCCCCAUGAGGCCGUGUCUUGGGCUGGAGGUGCCGCCUCCUGGAGGCUGUGCACCUUGGCCAGAGGAGCACGCUUCUUGCAGCACUCCCUUGUUUUCUUCGCCCUGCUAAACCCUAGGUGUGAUCUCAGCCUGGGGCUGCAGAGACGAAAGGCCAAGUCACAGCACCAUCCACUGAGGGCAGGUUUCCCUCCAGCGUGUUAAUUACCUUAAGUGCCAAAGCCAAACAGCUGCUAAGCCAGUCUCACCCCUGGGAGAAAAAGCCAAAGCUCCAGUGAGGAAAUCCAGUGUGAUUCGCCUCCGAUUACCAGCUAGGCAUGAAAUGCCUUCACGGAUCUGGGGCUAACAUUGCAGCUGGGUACAACAUGAGGCUCUUCCUCCCCAGCCAUCACCUCCACCCAUUUGUUAACACUCACAGCAGGGCAAGAACAUGAAAUUCACCCUCCUGCCAAAACACAUCCACCUGCUGUCUCCCCCCUCUACCCCCACCCCAAACACUUCACAGGAGCAGCUGACAAUCAUAUUGACAAAUGGGAGUAAAAUGAAACACUGUGCCAGUGUCUUGCUGAGCUCAAGCCAUUAAACAUGUCCUAUUGUCAUAGAAAA
This is a messenger RNA of Malaclemys terrapin pileata, 5421 nucleotides long. It is a transcript of the gene ASB6, whose product is annotated as ankyrin repeat and SOCS box containing 6. The transcript has 6 exons. Gene Ontology annotation, biological process: intracellular signal transduction; protein ubiquitination. The coding region runs from base 2090 to 3358 and encodes 422 amino acids. Lineage: Eukaryota; Metazoa; Chordata; Testudines; Emydidae. Gene Ontology annotation, molecular function: protein binding. Gene Ontology annotation, cellular component: BRCA1-BARD1 complex. The record is from RefSeq and is a predicted model, not a curated record.